AUGGUAAACCUAGAGGGCUCAUCUGUUAAUCCAAGGAAAUCUUCUUUUCUACCGCUGUUCCCAUUGGAGCUAUGGGAUAUCAUCAUCGGAUACUUGCGCAAUAGAGAAUCCCCUCAGUCUCUGAGCAGACUGGCUCAAACGUGUCCUGCGCUUCAUGCAAGGAUUGAGCCCCUUCUAUACGAGUCUGCCGUUCAACUUAACAAUUCGGAAAGUGGUGCCCGUCUUGCACGCACAAUCCAGUCUCGCCCGGAGUUGGCACCACUCAUUCGCGAAAUUCAACACAAGGCAGACACUGGUUUUGAAGCUCCUUCAAAUCGCCAUUUCUUGUUCUACCAAAUGGCUGUUACCUUGCCAAAAUUAGAGAAGUUGUUCUUAAAAAGAAACCUUCCACCUCUCGAUACUUCUCGGUGGGCCAGUGAAGCGGAGCGUGCCGCUGCAUAUACGGACUGGAUCACAAAGAAAGAACCAAAAGACCUGAAAGAGUUGCGAGAAUUCAGAUUGGGAUCUUCGAGUGAAUCUUCUUUCAGUCCCCCAAAUAACGAGAAGCUCACCUUCCCAGGGGGACUUGGCAGGAUUAAAAGCUUGUUUUGGUGCUCUUUAUUCCAAAAUCCAAUAGGUUUACCUGCCCUACGCGUCUGUCACAUUGGAUGCGAUGAGGAUCUAAGUGAUCCAAAUAGAAGAACUCGUCAACCGAAUUUCGACGAAACAAUCUUUCAACAUCCAGGUUUACGGAAACUUUGCAUCACCGGUUCUAUCUUCCAUACAAGCUCUCCACACCCUGCCGACAUACCGUCCAGGAAAACAGCACUAGAAGAUUUAACACUACUGAACUGUGAUAUAGAAAUGAUGUCGCUUCCCUGGUUGCUGGAGUUUCCAAAAGCCUUAAAAAGGUUCACAUUCAGGGGUCCUCUACCAGAACCGCUUCCAGAAGACCUGGCAUGGCAACAAAUUGAAAGUCCCGUCGAGGCAGUUGAGAAACACAAUGCUUCGCUGGAGUUUAUGGACUACGAUGUUUAUUGGGGGCAUGAGGACGAGAUAGAUCUUAAUAUUUUCGAAAAUCUCAAACAUCUGACCAUAACCCUCAGCACACUGGUGGGAAGGGAAUGCCACGAGUUGGAUGUCGAAGUUCCCUCUUUGCCUGAAAGUCUCGAAACUUUGACACUACGCUACGAUGAAUCAAAGGCCUGGGUUCUUUCCGCGUUUCUAGAAUUGGUCAAAAGCUCAAAGCUUCCUAAUUUACGUCGCUUCUCUUGCGAGGUACCCGAAACCAUCGAAAGCAUGCCUUCGAUCAACCAACACAAAAAAAAUCCUCCAUGUUUGGAGAUAUGCCAGGAAGGCAAUACUUGGCAAGAAGAGUUCAAAGGAGUUAACGUGGAGCUGUCUAUGGUUCCGGUUCCAUAUCCGCUCACAGUGCCAAAAUACGAACUUUGCACUUGCGAAUGUCUGGAGUUCUACCACCGCAUGCCUUUCCAUCCACACGAUGAUGAGCUUGCACUGCCUUGGGAAGACGAUGAGUUCAAUGAUGAUCCAUGGGGUGACACUGACAUGGAUGAGGCCUUUGAGGAGGUCAUGUCGGACUAUGAUGGAGGAGAUGCAUCCGACAUCUCAGAUUGA
Messenger RNA from Penicillium soppii, 1614 nucleotides. RefSeq lists its product as uncharacterized. The transcript is spliced from 2 exons. The record is from RefSeq and is a predicted model, not a curated record. The coding region runs from base 1 to 1614 and encodes 537 amino acids. NCBI's taxonomy places the organism in Eukaryota, Fungi, Ascomycota, Eurotiomycetes, Eurotiales, Aspergillaceae.